Molecule: messenger RNA, 4895 nt
Organism: Cyprinodon variegatus (sheepshead minnow)
Lineage: Eukaryota; Metazoa; Chordata; Actinopteri; Cyprinodontiformes; Cyprinodontidae
Gene: rc3h2
Product: ring finger and CCCH-type domains 2
Exons: 20
Coding region: 620-3976 (1118 amino acids)
Molecular function (GO): metal ion binding
Source: RefSeq, a predicted model, not a curated record
UAAAACCCAGCGAGCCCACGCCUCGAAAAGCGGCUUGUUCCGGCUUUGCCCCUGUGCAUCUAUUUUAUCCUUUCUCAUCACAUCAAAAAUAGUGCCCCUCCGACAGUUACGCACCAUCAUCUAUCAGUAUUGGGAGCACAAACAAGCGUCUGUUCCCCGAGGCGCAGGGAUGGAAUGAUGCGUAACGACGCAGCAGCGAACCAGUGCGGCCCGAUGCUGCUGCUGGUGGAGCGUCUGAAACGCAGCUCUGGCUCCAUCAUCACAGGCGGAGCGAUACCAUCCUCUCCUCUCAGCGUUGGUUUGUGAAGCAGAGUGUGGAUCCUAGUACCUGUCACGCACAGAGACAAACACGGAGCAGAUUGGACGCCUGCGUGGAGGAGACGCGCUGAUAUGGUUGCAAAAUAAGGAGGCAUCCAUUUGCUGCAGCUGUUUUUUGUUUGUUUUUUUUGCAACUGAUGAAGAUCUUUGAUGUAUGUGGUUGUCCAGGAAAUGUUUACUCUGAUGCAUUGGUUUGAGUGAGCGUCCUCGUUGGCUCUAUCAAAAGGCUACUCUGGCCGGGGCUCGUGACAUGCGCUCUUCCUGAGCCGGGUGAGGUCUCCCUCAGCAGCACGGCGGCAGCAUGCCGGUGCAGGCAGCCCAGUGGACAGAGUUCCUGUCCUGUCCCAUCUGCUACAAUGAGUUCGACAGCAGUGGCCACCAGCCGAUCAGCCUGGGCUGCUCCCACACUGUGUGCAAGACGUGCUUGCACAAGCUGCACCGCAAGGCCUGCCCCUUCGAUCAGACCCCCAUCAGCACAGACAUCGACCUGCUGCCGGUCAACUGCGCCCUGCUGCAGCUGGUUGGAGCAGAGGUCCCAGAAGUUCAGCCUGUGAGCCUAAGCAGUGCAGCUGAUGUUGAGCACUAUGAGAUCUGCCGAUUGUGUGUAGAAGAGCUGGCUCUCUACUUGAAACCGAUCAGUGGUGCCAAAGGUGUGGCUAACCUGAGUUCGAGCGUGCUCAGCAGACCCAUGCAGAGGAAGCUGGUGACCCUGGUGAACUGCCAGCUGGUGGAAGAGGAGGGUCGUGUCCGCGUGGUUCGGGCUGCCCGCUCUCUGGGGGAACGGACUGUAACUGAGCUCAUCCUGCAGCACCAGAACCCCCAGCAGCUCUCUGCCAAUCUCUGGGCAGCAGUGAGGGCACGUGGCUGUCAGUUUCUGGGUCCCGCGAUGCAAGAAGAUGCGCUGAAGCUGGUUUUACUGGCUCUGGAGGACGGUUCUGCUCUCUCCAGGAAGGUGCUGGUUUUGUUUGUGGUCCAGAAGCUGGAGGCCCGGUUCCCCCAGGCGUCCAAAACAAGCAUUGGCCAUGUGGUGCAACUACUCUACAGGGCCUCCUGUUUUAAGGUGACUAAGCGUGAUGAGGACUCCUCCCUGAUGCAGCUGAAGGAGGAGUUUCGGACGUAUGAGGCGCUUCGGAGAGAACAUGAUGCUCAGAUUGUCCACAUUGCCAUGGAGGCUGGCCUUCGAAUCUCUCCUGAGCAGUGGUCCUCUCUCUUAUAUGGAGACCUGGUUCACAAAUCACACAUGCAGUCCAUAAUUGACAAGUUGCAGUCUCCAGAAUCAUUUGCAAAGAGCGUCCAGGAACUGACGAUUGUUCUCCAGAGGACAGGAGACCCUUCCAACCUAACCAGUCUUAGACCACACCUGGAGCUCCUGGCCAACAUAGAUCACAACCCUGAUGCCCCAGCUCCAUCAUGGGCAGAGCUGGAAAGUGUGAUGCUGGCUGUAAAGUUUGUGGUUCACGGUCUGGUGGAGUUCGUCCAGAACUUUAGCAAGAAGAGCCAUGAAACUCCACAGCCCCAAGCCAACAGUAAAUAUAAGACGAGCAUGUGCAGAGACCUUCGUCAACAGGGAGGAUGCCCCAGAGGAACCAGCUGCACAUUUGCACACACCCAGGAUGAACUAGAGAAAUUCAGGCUGAGGAACAAGAAGAGCGGCAGUGUGGUUCGCCAAUUUCCUCUGGCCAAUAAAGGCAUCAAAGAUACAGAGGAAAACAUGGGUUCUACAACAGAAGUAGGUUCCAGCCUGACAAACCCGCUGCUGAUCUCCAGAGGGUCUGGAGGUGUGGAAGAACUGAAAAGGGUUGUUACGAAUGGAACCAAUGGGACUAACGGCCCUACCAGAACCCCAUCGGGGUCAACAGAGCUGAAGUCCCUGUCUCCCCCCAGAACUCCAGUCAGCCUCUCGUCAGCUUCGUCUCCAUUGAGCACUCCUGGUGGUGCUGAUGUCAGUACUCCUCUGCCUCGACAUGGCCAAUUCAUCCUCUCCUCACCUCACCCCUCUCAGGGGUCAGAGAUGUACUAUCAGGAGCCCCACCCUGGUUACGACAAGGCACACUUUCAGCAAAGCUCAGGUUCAUUCUAUCCAUCUACUCUUCACCCUCCACACAAAACAUGCAUGGCUCGCUUCCUCCGGUCCUCUAACGUCCAGGAAUCGGCCCUGCCUCCUUCUGCGGGUGUUUCCUCGUACCCAAAUGACCAUCAGCCACCUCACCCAGCCUCAUCCCCUUCUUCAGGAUUUCCUCCUAGAGAUCAAAUGGGAGCCCCCACCUUCCAUCACCAUCCAGGACAGGGACAGUAUGGACAUUUGGGACCUUCUCACAGUGUUUAUGCUCCUCUCUAUGACAGCAGGAGACUAUGGAGACCUCAGCUGUACCACAGAGAGGAUGCCAGGAGUAACUCACUGCCUCCGGAGGUUCUGCACUCCUCAGUCUACCAGCCUCCACUCAGGGAGAGAUUCAACUCUCUAGACAGCAACUACUGCUCUGGAGCGGAGCAUCGCACCGGGCUGCACAGGGACUAUGGGCGCGUUCCUCUGGGAUAUGAGGAUCUGUUCAGACGGAAGCAGGAACACUGGACUCACAUUCACCACCAUCACAGACCCUCCCAAUCUUCCCCCAUCUUCACUGCUGAGUUUGGGCCAGAGCAUAUGGAAAACGGUGGAGGUCAGUGCAUGGGAUGUAGGUUCAGGGGUGAGGAAAGUUUGGCACGUUAUUCUCCAUGGUCCUGCGGCACAGCCGGGCCCAGCUUAAGCCCCUUUGAGCCUGAGCCCCUCAAACCCACCCCAGCUCACUCCCAUUCCCACUCGGAGCGUCCGGAGCUAGACUGUAACGAAGGAGGACAAGGCGUUGUUAGCGGCACUGGGAAACGAUGGCUACACUCGUUGGAUCACUAUCGACGUUUGAAAGAAGAAGAUCCUAUUAUUCCCUUCAGUGAGGCGCCCAUUAUCUCAAAGUGGGGGGCCAUCUCUAGGGCAUCCCGCACAGGCUACCAUACCACCGACCCUGUACAAGCCACGGCCCGCCAGGGCAGCGCCAGCACCACGGCCAUAAACUUCAAAGAUUACAACCACCACUUUGAUCACAGUGACUAUAGGUGGAGCUCCAGAGGAUCAGACUCCUCUAGCCAUUCCAGUUUCCUUGAGAGUGAGCAUCUUUGUGCGUCGGAGCUGAAUGGCCGCCGGUCUUCGAUUAGCAGCGGAGAGAAAAUUGUGUCGGAGCAGCUUCAGGAUCAUCAGACCUCCUUCAGCCGGGAACCAAACCAAACGGAAAAUGAGUCCGAUCCGGAUCGAGACAUCGAGCUCGAACUGCGAGCUCUGGACAUGGAGGAUUCAGAACACCACGAGAUUAAGUCUCAGGAGGGUUUAGAUCGGCCCAGCCCUCAGUCUCAGGAUGCUUCCCACCUCCUCCCUCCUCCCUGCUCCUCUCCUCUGUGCCCCUCCCCUGUAGAGGAACGCAGCAAAUCAGAAAGCCUUCUGACUGAGAAAAUGGAUGCUCUCCAGCUAAAAAAGAUGGCUUUCAGGAAAUCUCUUUCUCCUAUUGGGCUGGGAUCAGGAGGUCUGGGCAUCAGGAAGCUCGUACUACGAACUGGACCUCAUCAACUGGGCGACACUUCCACCAAGGCUCAUCCAGAAACCCCUGGGACAGAGAUGCUGCUUAAUUAAAGCUAGAGCUGAUCUAGACCUGAAUCACAUUUCAAAGCAGAAUAUUCUACAACAGAGAAUAUUUUCUUUUUCCAUUUGAAAAGGUAAAGAUGUUUUUGACAUCUAACCGGUCACCUAAGAGAACCUUCAACAGGCCUUUCAGUGGUUAAAGUGGCUGAAGCCAGGUCUUCCAGAGCUACAUUUGUGGGACUAAAUUUAUAAUAAUCUCCAUUAAAGUCUCAGUUUUUUUACAGCAAAGCCAACAUUGCACCGUGGUUUCAGCACAUUUCUCAAUAUGUGGUUGCUUUUAGUGUGUGCCUUUGAAGACUUGCGUCCCAUAAAAGCAGACAUUGAUCAGUAUCUAAAAGCUGCUUUGUAGGAUUAUUCUUUUUUAAAUCUUAAAAGUUUAGACUGCUGCUUACCGCUUUUUUUUAUUGAUUUACUUAUAUUUUGUGUUUGCUCUCUCUGGGCAGCUUCAGGUGGUCAAAUUUAUACAUUUUGCAUCGUCUUUUAUGUUUUUGCAUCUUUGCAUCUUUUAAGGUGUUUCUUUUUUCUUUCAGUAAUAUGCCUUAUUAUAAACAAAAGGGAUAGAAAACAUAACAUUUCCUGCAAAAAAGACCACUUUAGGAAAUCCUAUCCAUCCACAGUUAAAAUCAUCUACAGGAACUCUUGUGUUUAAUUGUUCUUUGAGAUGACGAAAGUGUUAUUAACCAAUCAAAUCAAACAUUAUUUGCUAUCUCAACAUUCAAAUUUUACAGAUAGGGUUUUGAUCAGAAGUUUUUAUUUAUUUGAAGAUCCUGAUUCUGGUGCCUCAAUGAAUCCAUAGUUUUAUCCUCAUGCAUUUAAUUUACCCUCAAAGUGAUUUGAUCAGCUAACAGCCUGUAUAUUGUUCAGUUUGUAUUGAAUAGAAACCAAUUCUAUACAGAAAUAUAUACAGAAU